ACCAUCCCCUACUGCAGUGCUAUCAAUAUAUUGUCCGGCCACUGCACACAGGUUCGCUGCGUGCGGACGGCUCCUCCGCGCGCCCUGAUCUAGAGUGGAGACGCAGAUCGAUCACCUCGAGGCUGCGUCAGGCUUCCGUACAGUGUAUGUUCUCGCCAGAUGAUCUCGACUGACAGCAACUUCAUGAUUCGACGAUGGCUUCUCGCUCUCCUCAUCAGGUUGUCCCGCCUGACCAGGUGCAUUGAUGUACCAGGAUUUAUCCUUCGUACCCUGAAGCCACAGAGCAUAUUCACUAGUCUUAUGGACUGGGGGUCAAUAUAUAUACUAGAGGAUCAGGCGCGCUUUGCCGGGCCAGGUUCUGUCCCGGAGGAUUACCGUGAGUACCCAAGCGAAGGACAAUACCAGUCUGCCGAUCUGCCAGAAGAGAACACCGCCCCCUCCGAUGGGUUCUAUGUAGAUCUCGACGUUGACGAGUGA
Triticum aestivum (bread wheat) is the source of this 477-nucleotide messenger RNA. RefSeq lists its product as uncharacterized. Lineage: Eukaryota; Viridiplantae; Streptophyta; Magnoliopsida; Poales; Poaceae. The transcript has 6 exons. The coding region runs from base 160 to 477 and encodes 105 amino acids. The record is from RefSeq and is a predicted model, not a curated record.